CUGUAAAAACCCUAAACCCUAAUACCUUCCAACAUUCUCCGUCUUCCCCGUACCAGGAAACCCUAGGAGCUCCACCACUAUCAGCAGCCAUGACUGAUGUAGAGCUCUCUCGUUCCGAGAAGAAGAAGAAGAAAAGCAAGUCAAAGGAAGAGACUGAAGCUUUACCAGAUAACGCCGGCCUGACUCAGGCUGACGGAGACUAUCUCAUCAAGCCGCAGAGCUUCACUCCCUCCAUCGACACCUCCCAGUGGCCAAUCCUUCUGAAGAACUACGACCGCCUCAAUGUACGGACGGGACACUACACUCCUCUCCCCUCCGGCUACUCCCCGCUUAAACGGCCGCUUGCUGAGUAUAUAAGGUACGGUGUUCUCAACCUCGAUAAGCCUUCGAAUCCAUCUUCCCAUGAAGUUGUGGCCUGGAUUAAGAGAAUCCUCCGGGUGGAGAAAACGGGUCAUAGCGGCACACUCGACCCGAAAGUCACCGGGAAUUUGAUUGUGUGUAUUGAUCGGGCCACCCGGCUCGUGAAAUCUCAACAGGGGGCUGGGAAAGAGUAUGUCUGUGUUGCUCGAUUGCAUUCUGAUGUUCCUGAUGUCGCGAAGGUGGCUCGGGCGCUUGAAACCCUGACCGGAGCAGUGUUUCAACGGCCGCCGCUUAUUUCGGCUGUUAAAAGGCAGCUUAGGAUUAGAACUAUUUAUGAGAGUAAGCUAUUGGAGUAUGACGCGGAUAGGCAUUUGGUUGUUUUCUGGAUUUCAUGUGAGGCAGGUACUUAUGUGAGAACUAUGUGUGUGCAUCUAGGGUUGCUGUUGGGUGUGGGAGGGCAUAUGCAGGAGCUGAGGAGGGUUCGGUCUGGGAUUUCGGGGGAGAAGGAUAAUAUGGUGACGAUGCAUGAUGUGAUGGAUGCACAAUGGGUGUAUGAUAACUAUAGGGAUGAGAGUUAUUUGAGGAGGGUGAUUAUGCCUCUUGAAGUGCUUCUUACUAGUUACAAGAGGUUGGUAGUGAAGGACUCUGCUGUGAAUGCUAUUUGUUACGGUGCAAAGCUGAUGAUUCCCGGGUUGUUGAGGUUCGAGAAUGAUAUUGAGGUUGGAGAGGAGGUCGUGCUGAUGACUACCAAGGGAGAGGCCAUUGCAUUGGGGAUUGCGGAGAUGACUACUGCCGUUAUGGCGACCUGUGAUCAUGGAGUGGUUGCCAAGAUUAAGAGGGUGGUGAUGGAUAGAGAUACAUAUCCUAGGAAAUGGGGAUUGGGACCAAGGGCGUCCAUGAAGAAGAAAUUGAUUGCUGACGGGAAGUUGGAUAAGCAUGGGAAACCAAACGAGAAAACCCCAGCUGAAUGGCUGAGGAACGUUGUUCUGCCCACCGGAGGGGACUCUAUGGUUGCUGGACUAGCUGCUGCUGCUGAUCCUGCUACGCCAGCAGCUGAAAUCACCGGGAGUGUUGCUGAGGUUGAGAAGAAAAAGAAGAAGCACAAGGAAGGUGAGGAGGAUGGCCAUAAGCGGAAAUUGGAUGAAAUUGAUGGAAGCCCUGCAUCACAUGCUGCUAAGAAACCCAAGGUCUUAGAAGGUGAAGGGAAAGAUGGAGAGGCAGCUGAGGAGGUGAUAGAAGUUAAGAGCGAGAAGAAAGAGAAGAAAAAGAAGAAAGACAAAGUAAAAGAUGAGGCGGCAUCAGAGGAAGUGGAGAAAUCAGAGAAAAAGAAAAAGAAGAAGAAAGACAAAGAUGUUGACAAUGGCGAGGCUGCUGCUGCUGCUGUUGGAAGCGAUGAAGAAGCAAAUAAAAGUGAGAAAAAGAAAGAGAAGAAGAAAAAGAAGAAUAAAGAUGCCAAAGAGGAAUUAUAAGCACAUUUAAAAUCUCCGCCCAGAUAAAUUCAAACCUUGUCUGGACCAAAAUUUCUGCAUUGUUAUGAGUCUUAUUUUAAUACAUGUAAGACAGCACUAGGUUUGAACCCUAAUCUUAAAAUUUGCCGGCUUAGUUUUAUAAUUAUCAUCUGUUUGUUUUAUUUCUUAUUGAUUUUGUACUUUCAGUUCUAAGCUCUGCUAGAGAUGUUUUCUGAUC
Molecule: messenger RNA, 2046 nt
Organism: Ipomoea triloba (trilobed morning glory)
Lineage: Eukaryota; Viridiplantae; Streptophyta; Magnoliopsida; Solanales; Convolvulaceae
Product: H/ACA ribonucleoprotein complex subunit 4-like
Exons: 1
Coding region: 90-1829 (579 amino acids)
Biological process (GO): snRNA pseudouridine synthesis; box H/ACA sno(s)RNA 3'-end processing; mRNA pseudouridine synthesis
Cellular component (GO): box H/ACA snoRNP complex
Molecular function (GO): RNA binding; pseudouridine synthase activity
Source: RefSeq, a predicted model, not a curated record